Messenger RNA from Peromyscus californicus insignis, 3019 nucleotides. RefSeq names its product heparan sulfate-glucosamine 3-sulfotransferase 5 (gene Hs3st5). Bases 1152 to 2192 code for a protein of 346 amino acids. Lineage: Eukaryota; Metazoa; Chordata; Mammalia; Rodentia; Cricetidae. Gene Ontology annotation, molecular function: [heparan sulfate]-glucosamine 3-sulfotransferase activity. The transcript has 5 exons. The record is from RefSeq and is a predicted model, not a curated record.
GGGUGUGGACUGGCAGCCACUCUGCAGCUGGUCGCCCGGGACCUGGUCCCUCCCGCGAGCCGAAGUGAUGGAGGGGAAGAUAUCCUCUUAGACACACUCGCGCGCGCGCGCAUCCAGCUGGGCACGUCUCCGGGAGGCAGCAGCCGGCUGGAGCGCCGGGGACCGGGCGGCGGCUGUGACAGCGCGAGCGGCAGGGAGUCCGCGGUCCGCACAGCUUGGCACCGGCCGCAGGAGGACGCAGGGAGGGAAGAUCACAGCCGCACUGACUGUUGCUCUUUUGAAUGCAUCCCGAGGGACCGAGCUUCCUGACAUUGUCACCGCGGACGCCAGAGGCUCUGCCCCUCGCGUGCGGGAUCCCGGUCUGCGCCGGUGCCUGUGCGGGGAGAGGAGGAUGCGAACCUCCUCCCGCAGAGCUCCUGCGGUCCCCUUAGCUACGCGGACUCGGGCUCCGGCGGCUGCCCCUGACGUGUCUGCAACGCGGGAGCGCGCCCUGCCGCACCUGGCUCCAGCCUCCCGGGCAAGUGCGCGAAACGCGCCCUAAACUCCACUACUUCUCGCCCCCUCCGCUCGUCGUUCCCAGCCCCGGACCUCGCUGCCCCCGCUGUCGCCGCCCCAGAGUGGGAGCCCGCCCUCCCCGCACUCACGCGCGGCUACUGCGCUGCUCGCCGGCUCUCCUUGCCCGCUCACUCACGGCCCAGACACAGAGCCAGAGCAUCCCAAACUACGGGACAACUGCCACUGCGACCGCAGGAACGUCCCGGUGACCCGGCCCUACUACUACUGGUCGGGGUCACCGCUCCCAAGCUGCGGUCCGCUCCAAGGCUGUCGCCACUGGGGAUGACGAGAUAACCAAGCCCCACUGGCUUGAGACUGGCAUUUCUGCUGCCCACCUCAGGAGUCUCGAAGGCCAGCUGACACCCUUGGAAAGGAGACAACUCACUUGCCAUAUUCUUGGAAGUCUCUCCUCCAUACAUAUAGAACUUUCUGGAUGAACAUGAAGAUGUGAAGGUGUUCAAAAGGAGAAAAACUCACAAGACAACCAGGAGGUGAGGUGAGGCCAUGGGACACCCACUAGCCAGAUAAUCCUCACUGGAGUAACUGAGAAGUGUCUGAAUGUAGGCCGUGGCAGUCCUGAAGGUUGAUGGAGGGCCAUGCUAUUCAAACAGCAGGUGUGGCUGAGACAGAAGCUCCUGGUGCUGGGAAGCCUUGCCGUUGGGAGCCUGCUGUAUCUAGUUGCCAGAGUUGGGAGCUUGGAUAGGCUCCAGCCCAUUUGCCCUGUUGAAAGCCGAUUUGGUGGCGCCCACAGUCAGGCUGAGUUCCCACUCAGAGCUCUGCAGUUUAAGAGAGGUCUGCUGCAUGAGUUCCGGAAAGGCAACACUUCCAAGGAGCAGGUUCACCUCCAUGACCUGGUACAGCAGCUCCCCAAAGCCAUUAUCAUUGGGGUGCGGAAAGGGGGCACUAGGGCCCUACUAGAGAUGCUGAACCUCCAUCCUGCAGUGGUCAAAGCUUCUCAAGAGAUCCACUUCUUCGACAAUGAUGAGAACUAUGCUAAGGGCAUUGAGUGGUACAGGAAAAAGAUGCCUUUUUCCUACCCUCAGCAAAUCACAAUUGAAAAGAGCCCGGCCUAUUUCAUCACAGAAGAGGUUCCAGAAAGGAUUUACAAAAUGAACUCAUCCAUCAAGCUGUUGAUCAUUGUCAGGGAGCCGACCACACGAGCGAUUUCUGAUUACACUCAGGUGCUAGAGGGGAAGGAAAGGAAGAACAAAACAUACUAUAAGUUCGAGAAGCUAGCCAUAGACCCUAACACCUGCGAGGUGAACACGAAAUACAAAGCGGUUAGGACCAGCAUCUACACAAAACAUCUAGAGCGCUGGCUCAAGUACUUUCCGAUUGAACAGUUCCACGUCGUGGACGGAGACCGCCUCAUCACCGAGCCUCUGCCUGAACUACAGCUCGUGGAGAAGUUUUUAAACCUUCCUCCGAGGAUAAGUCAGUACAAUUUAUAUUUCAAUGCUACCAGAGGGUUUUACUGUUUGCGAUUUAACAUUAUCUUUAAUAAGUGCCUGGCGGGCAGCAAGGGGCGCAUCCAUCCAGAGGUAGACCCCUCCGUCAUUACCAAAUUGCGCAAAUUCUUUCAUCCUUUUAAUCAAAAAUUUUACCAGAUCACUGGGAGGACAUUGAACUGGCCCUAAAAUAAUAUAUUGUACAACACCAUGUGUUGUACCCGGAGACACAUGGCAUCUCCUCUCAAUUAAAAUAUGCACUUUCCCAGACACAGCUCCCCAGUUCAUUUCUCCAUGAAUACUUGUACAUAUGCAGUGUGUGACCAAAUAUAAGAUCAAUUUUUUUCUACUGAAACUUUACAAAAAAAUGAAUACUAAGUUGCUGCCUGCAUAGUUGCAUCUUUUAAGCUAUUGACAACUGAGAAGAGGUGGUGGGACUGGGGGAAAGUGACCAGAUAUUCUUAAGAGUUAGUCUUCCUUUGACUCAGAACAUGUCACCUGCCAUUUUCAUAGGUUUAAGCCAAAAGAUGAAUAUGUGAAAAUGUACCAAUGGCUACGAAGCUUCAGGAAGUAGAGGGUUCAGUUUUAUGGUUUUUCAUUUCUGUUUUGUUUUUGUUUUUGUUUUAUCCUAAGGAGAAGCUGGCUUUUUCAUCCAGAUAUUGGAUUGGUGCCAUGAAAACAGAAUAUGCUAUUUUCUUAUUAUUUAAAAGAAUGUCUUAUCUCAUAAAAUCAACGUUGUUCCAAAGUUCCUGUGGUGAUUUUGCACUCUUGUUUCCUUGUUUGGACCAUGGUGUCAUCUGUAGCAUGUCAAUCACGUGCCAGCGAGUCCAGUCCUUUCACUUCCACAUGUAUGUCAGCAAAGAGAAAUGUCCUGUACAUACUGUAAAUGAUGUAAAUAUCAGUUUCACACUAAGUAAUUCUAUUUUGUAAACUGAAUAUGGCUAUUUAAUUUAUUGUGAAAAUUAAAUUUAUUGUGGUAUUUAAAAUGGAAUGGAUUAAAAUUACACUAUGUGCAA